Messenger RNA from Macrosteles quadrilineatus (aster leafhopper), 1934 nucleotides. RefSeq lists its product as uncharacterized. Lineage: Eukaryota; Metazoa; Arthropoda; Insecta; Hemiptera; Cicadellidae. The coding region runs from base 193 to 1680 and encodes 495 amino acids. The record is from RefSeq and is a predicted model, not a curated record. The transcript has 9 exons.
UGAGUGCGAAGCGAAGUGAAGCUUCCAAAACUAAUCGUAAUUGCCAAACCAAACCGUUCGUCUUUUUAACUUUAUACUUAACGGUGUUUAUAAUUUGUUAUUAAGAAGAGUUAAGUUAUUAAGUAUUUAAUUUUAUUUAGUGCGUAUUAUUUUUAUUAGUGGGGAGUGACUGCAAUCUACAUAAGUUCAAAGAUGUCUUACAACACUCGCCGUGCCGGUGGUAAUCGGCCAUCGCCAACGACACAGGUGAAUUAUCACCAGCAACCUAACAGACCUGGUGCUGGUAAUGUGGCCCAACAGAACCGCAACGCUGGAUACUCCACCAGCCAACCACCUGUUACGUACAACAACCCAACGCAAUCAUACAGCACUCCAGCCUUCUCCACCACUCCACCCCAGCCUCCACCAAAACCUACUACUCCAGCUCAGCAGCCACAACAGACACAACCACAGCAAAAACCGCAGCCCCCACUACCACAAGCCCCUGCUCCGACUCCUAGUACUCCAGCGGUCAAACCAGCAGUCGUAAGCUCAACCACCACCCCAGCCGCUACCAACGUUGUUCCUAAACAGGAACCGGUAACACCGGUCUCUACUCCUGUAAAUGCUGCUGAGAAUGGAGAAGGAAAUUCCGUUAACAAAACGACACCACUUUGGAAGAAGCGUCCUGUGCUAAAGAUCUCAAACAAGGUGAAACGGGCUCGUCAGAACGCCAAGCUACGCCGGAUUCUCAACCCCAAGAACGCUUUGACAUUCCUCAAUGAGCUGCGGCCGGGUACUGGCAAGUUUGCGGUCAAAGAAGAUUCUGCCUGGGGGGGCUAUGUAGCCACUGUGGAAGUUGACGGAAAACAGUUCACUGGCCACGGUUUGGGUGCUUCCAAAGCCAAAGUUCAGGCUUCAGAGAAAGCCUUGAAGUACCUUCUGUUGGAACAGCUGUCCAAAGCUCAGCAAGCUUCUGCUGAAGUCAAGCCGGAACUGGAGGAAGAAGAUGACAACAUGGAUGGUGGUGAGGAAUCAAAAGAAAAGAAUCGGAAGCCAAAGCCUGAGGAUGAAGUUCCGUGGGGUAGUUUGGCUGCGUUUGCUCUUCACAAACUGUUCACAGAAUGGCAAAAAGAAGGACCCCCAGAGGCUCCUGUGGUACAGAUGCCAUUGUCAUAUCCUGCUGAGAAGUAUGACGAAGAUGUUGGAGAUGAGCAGUAUUUCACACGUCGCCCAGGUCCCCCAGAGUUCGGUUACCGUGGGCGAGGAGGGUUCAGGCCGUUCCCUGGCCCUGGGCGGGGACAGCGCUUCAUGCCCUAUCCCCCUGGACCACGCGGUCCCCCACCCCCAGGCUAUGGUCCACCGGCUGGCCGUCUACCGCCUCAUGCCCCCAAUUCUGCCGUGACUACAUUUAAGCCUCAAAUUUCACUUGGAAAUGCUGCGCCAAUGAAGAAGAUUCCGGAGGACGCAAACCAGAGACAUCCUGUGAUGUUGCUCAACCAACUGAAGCCCAACUUGGUGUACAAUGAGAGUAGAGAGGGAGAACAGCCCAGGGUCACCUUCAUCAUCUCCAUUGAGGUGGACGGUCGGCAAUAUGUUGGCAGAGGCAAAAACAAAAAGGAAGCUAAGAAGCAAGCUGCGAUAGCAGCUCUCGCUCCGAUGGGUGUAAUAUACAAUGAAGUGGAACAAAUGCAGCAGUAGGAAAAGACCAAAAUAAGAUGAUAAAUGUUCUUACCUAAGUAAUUUACUCUCUAAUAAUGUAUAUUGUGUGAUGAAAGUACUUUUAUUGUUUAAACUAAGCAACCAAUGUUCCAGUAUUGGAUACAAACUCUGGUAUCUCAUGAUUUAUUCAGUUUUGUAAGUUUUAGACAUUGAUUUGUAGUGUGAGCGUUCACUAUUUAGUUUUACUAUCUCAUUGAAAACCUGAAUAAUAUAAGUGUUUUAUUAUGUCACAA